This is a messenger RNA of Suillus subalutaceus, 876 nucleotides long. Its product is annotated as NAD dependent epimerase/dehydratase. Lineage: Eukaryota; Fungi; Basidiomycota; Agaricomycetes; Boletales; Suillaceae. The coding region runs from base 1 to 876 and encodes 291 amino acids. Gene Ontology annotation, biological process: S-adenosylmethionine biosynthetic process. Gene Ontology annotation, molecular function: methionine adenosyltransferase regulator activity. The transcript has 7 exons. The record is from RefSeq and is a predicted model, not a curated record. Gene Ontology annotation, cellular component: methionine adenosyltransferase complex.
AUGUCAGGCUUGAAGAUUGUGGUUACAGGUAGACACGUCUUCUUUGCAUCUGAGAAGCCUCAUACUGAAGAACGGUCAGGAGCGUCCGGUGUUCUAGGUACUACGGUCCACAAGGCAUUCGAGAAGGCACUGCGAUAUGAGGUUGUGGGCUUGAAGAAUAAAAGCACCGCUAGCCAUCUAGUGCAGCUAGAUUUGACAGAUAAGGAAGCGACUAAGCAGAAGUUAGAGGAAAUUAAACCCACUUGGGUGAUCCAUUGUGCUGCUGAAAGACGACCUGAUGUUGCCGAGAAGGAUCAAGUCGGAACCCAACUUCUGAAUGUUGGAGUGCCAGGUUACCUUGCUGAACUCGCGAGGGCCAUAAACUUUACACUCGUGUAUAUCUCUACUGACUAUGUCUUCGACGGAAGAUCGCCUCCCUCUGGCGGGUACACACCAGAGUUACCUACUAACCCGCUUCAGAUUUAUGGUCUGACUAAACGGGAUGCCGUUAACAUCCUCGUUGACGUGGUACGGGACCAAUCAAAGGAGUCUAACAUGGAUGACUAUGCGAUCAGGUAUCCUACCAAUGUAUUGGACAUCGCAUCCUUUUUGGUACGCCUGACGGAUCUCAGUUUCGAUGCUCUACCGCCCAUUCUCCACUACUCGGCACACGAGUCCUUCACAAAGUACCAGAUGUGCAAAAUCUUUGCCGACAUCCUUGGACUCAAUAGCAUGAAUCAUAUAAAGCCUGUCUCCACACCUCCAACUGGGGCUGGUGCCACAUCACGUCCUUACAACUGUCACCUGUCUACUGCUGAAACAGAGAAAUUACUUCCCUUGGAAUGCACAGGAUUUAGAACGUGGUGGAAGGAAUAUUUACGAGAUGGCAGCGAGUAA